Messenger RNA from Pleuronectes platessa (European plaice), 1413 nucleotides. It is a transcript of the gene apba1a, whose product is annotated as amyloid beta (A4) precursor protein-binding, family A, member 1a. The record is from RefSeq and is a predicted model, not a curated record. Gene Ontology annotation, biological process: chemical synaptic transmission. NCBI's taxonomy places the organism in Eukaryota, Metazoa, Chordata, Actinopteri, Pleuronectiformes, Pleuronectidae. The coding region runs from base 1 to 1290 and encodes 429 amino acids. Gene Ontology annotation, cellular component: plasma membrane; cytoplasm; dendritic spine. The transcript has 11 exons. Gene Ontology annotation, molecular function: amyloid-beta binding; protein binding.
AUGGUCAGAGAGUCCCAGUGCAGCCCGGGGGACGGCGUGAUAAGCACUGCUUACUGUGGUUCCAGAAGAAGCCUUGCUUCCUUCCCAACAUAUGUAGAGGUUCCAGGCCCAUGUGACCCAGAGGACCUGAUUGAUGGAAUCAUCUUUGCAGCCAACUACCUUGGCUCUACUCAGCUGUUCUCGGAUAAAACAUCAUCCAAGAACAUCCGCAUGAUGCAGGCACAUGAGGCCGUCAGCCGCAUUAAGGUGAAAACAAAGAUAGUACACACUCAGACAACCUCAUGUAGUGUCCCUCAGGAUGUGCCUCAGCCCAUGACAGAAGUGGACCUCUUCAUUUCUACCCAGAGAAUCAAAGUGCUCAAUGCUGACUCCCAGCAAGAGACAAUGAUGGACCACCCUUUGCGGACCAUCUCCUACAUUGCUGACAUUGGCAACAUUGUGGUUCUGAUGGCCCGGCGCAGGAUGCCUCAACUUGAAUCUCAGGAGAAUAUGGAAGCUUCAGACCCAGGUCAAGAGAGCAAGUGCCAAUACAAGAUGAUAUGCCAUGUGUUUGAGUCUGAAGAUGCCCAACUGAUUGCACAAUCCAUUGGACAGGCCUUUAGUGUAGCUUACCAGGAAUUCUUACGGGCUAAUGAUAUUAACCCUGAGGACCUUAGCCAGAAGGAGUACAGUGACCUGCUCAACACUCAGGACAUGUACAAUGAUGACCUUAUCCACUUCUCCAAGUCUGAGAACUGCAAAGAUGUGUUCAUAGAGAAAGCUAAAGGGGAUAUUCUGGGUGUGGUCAUUGUGGAGAGUGGGUGGGGCUCCAUCCUACCUACUGUCAUCAUUGCCAACAUAAUGCAUGCUGGGCCGGCUGAGAGGUCUGGCAGACUGAACAUAGGAGACCAGAUCAUGUCAAUCAAUGGAACCAGUCUGGUGGGACUGCCAUUGUCCACCUGUCAGAGCAUCAUAAAGGGUCUAAAGAACCAGUCUCAGAUCAAGCUCAACAUAGUCAGAUGUCCCCCAGUGACCACUGUUCUCAUCAGACGUCCAGACCACCGCUACCAGCUGGGCUUUAGUGUCCAGAAUGGCAUUAUUUGUAGCCUUAUGCGUGGAGGCAUUGCUGAACGAGGCGGGGUAAGAGUGGGUCACCGCAUCAUAGAAAUCAACAGCCAGAGCGUGGUGGCCACACCCCAUGAAAAAAUUGUCCACAUCUUGUCCAAUGCUGUAGGAGAGAUCCACAUGAAGACAAUGCCUGCAGCCAUGUACCGCCUGUUGACCGCACAGGAGCAGCCUUUUUACAUGUGACAAGACAAAGCCCUGCCUUCACAAACCCUUCAAACUUCCUGCAAUCAAGUCACUUCCCAAGUAAACCUCAUCUGUUCAGCCAGGCCUCAUUCUAACCCUUCCAUCCACAGCCAAUGCAGUGGA